GAAAAAUAAAAAAAAGUUAAAAAAAAAGCAAAUCACAACUCAAAAUAAACAAAACUAAAGUGGGUUUCGUCUUAAAUUUUCAGUUUCAGUUUUAUCGCAGAUCUUCAACUAACCAAUCCGCGUCAUGGUAGAGGCAACGAGUGAUCUCUUACCAUCUUCAUGUGAGGGAGUAGAUAGCAAGUGGGUACUUGUAACUACACUUGACGAUGACGCACUUCUCAGCUCCUUAGCUCACUGUUCUUUAUCUGACUUCAACUCCAUCGCCUUAACGAGUAGAGCCUUCCGCUCAUUUGUUAAGGACAAGGCUCUGUAUCAGCUGAGACGUGCAAAUGGUAUUGUGGAGCAUUUGAUCUUCUUCUCCUGCAGACGCUCGGAAUGGGAAGCUUAUGAUCCUAACAGAAACCGUUGGCUAUCUGUACCGAAGUUACCACCAGUCAACGACUGUUUCUGUCCUGAAAAGAAUUCUCUAGCCGUUAGUACAGAGCUUCUUGUGUUCGGUAAUGCAGCUACGCCCCAUUUGAGUUACAAGUUUAGUAUCUUGACCAAUGAGUGGACGUGUGGUAGGAAAAUGAAUACUCUUAGGAGCUUGUUUGGUUCAGCGAGUCUAGGUGAGGUCGCGGUUGUAGCUGGAGGGUGUGACAGAUGUGAGAAGAAGAUAUUGAGCUCUGCUGAGAUUUAUAACUCGGAGUCGGAGACCGGAGAAUGGAGGGUUAUUCGGAGCAUGAACAAGGCGAGGAUGAUGUGUUCAAGUGUGUUUAUGGAUGGGAACUUCUAUGUUAUUGGAGGUAUAGGAGAGGGAAGCUCGGGGAUGCUUACGUGUGGUGAGGUCUAUGAUAUGAAGAAGAAGACAUGGACAUUGAUACCUAACAUGUUAUCAGAAACAAGCAGCGGUGGAGAUCAGACAAAGGAGACUUUCUUUGCAGCUCCACCGAUUGUAGCGGUGGUGAAGGACGAGCUCUAUGCUGCGAACUACGCGCAGCAAGAGGUGAGGAAGUAUGAUAAGAGAUGUAACGUAUGGAACAAAGUGGGGAACUUACCAGAGAGAGCUUCUUUUAUGAAGGGUUGUGGGAUGGCGUUUAGGGCUUGUGGGGAUAAGUUAGUGGUGGUUAAAGGGCCUACAUUUGGAAGAGGGCUUAUAGAGAUCAGUGCUUGUGUCCCAAGGGAAGGUGAGUCUCUGCAUUGGAGAGUUCUAGCUUCAAAGGAAACAGGAAACUGUGUGUAUAAUUGUGCUGUUAUGGGAUGUUGAGAAAGACUUGAGGGAAAAGUUAUUGAUUUCUUUAUUAGGGUUCUUACUUGUUAUUGGCAUUAUUGUUGUUCAGACGUAUGAUCUGGUGAAACUGAACAAGUUUCAAUAAGUUUUAAGAACAAACCUCAUGCUGUUUAAUCUCACAACAUUGUAAUUUGAUUCUAAUUAGAGCAUGGAGUUUCUUUAAUAAGAGUUGAG
Molecule: messenger RNA, 1444 nt
Organism: Eruca vesicaria subsp. sativa (arugula)
Lineage: Eukaryota; Viridiplantae; Streptophyta; Magnoliopsida; Brassicales; Brassicaceae
Source: the annotation of a GenBank genome assembly